Molecule: messenger RNA, 12311 nt
Organism: Camponotus floridanus (Florida carpenter ant)
Lineage: Eukaryota; Metazoa; Arthropoda; Insecta; Hymenoptera; Formicidae
Exons: 23
Coding region: 741-10466 (3241 amino acids)
Cellular component (GO): cytoplasm
Source: RefSeq, a predicted model, not a curated record
AAUACAUACGUACCUGUACUCGUUAUCAGCGUUAACAGGCAACUCGCUCACAAUCGAACCGAGUCUUUGCGAGCUCGCGUGCAAGAGAGAGUCCUCGAACGAAGCGUUUCUCCGGUCUCCGUUUCUCGCGUUUGCCUCGGCCAGUUCUCGUCUCGGCCAUUCUCUCUCCUCAUUAUUCCCCAUCUUCGUCUCGCUCUUUCUUACAUUCUCAGUCUUCUCCCUCUCCCCGUCGUUUCUCUCUCUUUCUCUCGUACUCUACGUACAUUAUACGAACAACUCGUCGUCAGUCAGUACAGAGACAUCGUUGCCGGCGCCUCGUUUAUCUCGCUCCCUCUUCUCCUCCUCUUUCCUUUUGCUGUCUUUCUCUCGUCUUUUCGUUCUCUCCUCUCCCCCCACGACUUUGUUUAAUUUUUCUUCUCUCAUUAACUGUAUUCGUUAUCGUAUCCUCCAGGUCCAGCGCCUACUCCAGAGUUUCACUCUUCUCCUCCGCUCUUUUUGCCUUUUUUGCGCAAGGAAGAAAAGAAUGUCGCGAAAAAUCACGCGUCGUUCGUUAUCGUGUGACAGUGACAGUGUGUCCGAGGUGUGACAAUGAUAAGGAUAUCCUUCCCUCUUCCUACGUUCGAGAUAAGGAGUUAAUCCGUCACGAAGGGAUCGACGAAAACGGAGCAACUUUACUCUUCGUGACUUCUCCCGGGGUAUUCGCGCGACCUUAAAGGGAGAACGGUGCGCAGCGUACCAGAAUGGAGUCAAUGGGGAAAGUCUUCGAUAUCUCGGAAACAGAUGCGCAACAUAAUCAGAAUCCGCUUAAAGAAGACGGAAAGGAAGCGAAUGCGGGAACCGUGCAAGUUUUCUCGCUCGAUAAAAUUACCGUUGAAAAGAUUGUCCUCGAGUCUUCGAACGGAUCGCGAGAAGUACUGCUGACGAAGAACGAGUCUUCGAGGAAAUUCUCCAAGAGUUUUGAGACAAAGUCGAAUGUUGUCAAACGAGCGAAAGACGACCGACAGAAAUCGACAAGUAACGGCAUAUUUUCCGCUCCGGAAAAUGCGUUCACGUAUUCAAAACCAAAAGACACUAAUCUUAAGACCAUUAUUCUUGAUAGGCAAUCAAAGCUUCCCAUCUCGAGGAGUCGAAAGAGCGACGACGUUAGUUUUCCAAACGAAGGAAGAAGGAUCAAACCGAUUAAACUUACCAAGAAUCCAGCCAUCGGUAGCAUUGUGAUCGACGAUCUAAAUUCGACGAAUGCAAUCGCCAAGAGAAAUAAAGUGCCACCAAAAGUCCCGGAGAAACCUGUGAUCAAGAAAGAAAAUACUUCAUCUUUGACAGUCUCUUCUUCUACGAAAGAAUUGUCAAAAGAUUUAUCGCCAAAUCGGGAGAAAGUUGUUGACGAAACAUUAUUUGCGAAUACGCAAGAGCAAUCGACUGAACGUAAACUUUUCGAAACGGAAGAUGUUAAAAAUGAUGCUGAUGUAAAUUGCGUUGAAUUUGAGAAACAUAAUGAAAUAUCUAAAAUUGCAAAUGUGCAGUGCAAUGAACUGAACGAGAUCGAAAAACGAAACGACGCAACAGGCGUCGAAAAUCGGAGAGAAAGCGCGAAAAUUGACAGAGACGCGCAGAGCUGUCUGGAGAAAAGUCAAGCGACUAUCGAAGAUCUUCAAAAGAAUCUGAGCACCAGGAUUCAGCCUAGUACUGCGCAAAGUUAUAAAGAGAAGCUGCUGGGUUUUCAGGCCAAUUAUACUCCGAGGUCGUCGGUUACCACAGAGUCGAGUGGCAGCGAGAGAUUAAGUUCCGGAUUCGACAAGGAUUUUCUCGAGAAGCAUAAUCUGGAUAAACGAUUGAAAAUCGAGGAGAGGAGACUGUUGGAAACCGAUCUCGAUUACACGUCCGACCACGACCGAACCAGCGAAACUGAAGAUCAACCAUCGCGUAAAAUCGGGCGAAGAUACAGCAAGAAAGUAACGGAGAUAGAGAAAAGGUGGUCCGGAGAAUUUUUAGAGAAUCGUUUGCAACGUAACUCCUCGGAAUCCUCGAAAUCAUCUUACAUUGAAGAGUUUGGUAGCGUGUCCUCGCGCGAGAGCAUCGUCGAGGAUCACGACGGUCGGUUGCUUUUCGGCCAAAAACAUCCAGCAAAGUUCGCGAAAAGGCAAACGUCGAUCGAUGAGUCGAAGAUACGAACUUCGGAGGAAAUUCUUGAGAACAGUACCGUGAGCACUGUCGAUUCCGAUUCGUGCUUGGAGGAUAGAAUCAAGGCUGUCGAUGAGGACAUUGCUCAUGUGAAUGAAGUGCAGACAGAUGACGAUAUCGAUGGACUUGACCAAGCAUAUGAUAACGAGAAAAUAAAAGACUGCAUUCAAUGGAAUGAAGAAGCGAAUACCAUUCUCACAACAGCGACGGUCUCUGAAGAGAAGAAUCAAAAUUUACGAGAAGAGAAAAGCAUUAGUGACACAACGGGCAUCGAUAAUUGUAACGAUACAAAUUCGAAUCAAGUGGGGAAUAAUUAUAAAAAGAAUAUAGUAAGAAACGAAGAACGAGUGUCAGACAUAUUUCUUGUAGAUGAGAACAAACAUUCCACUGAACGAAAGAACGAUGAGACUUAUUUAAGUUCCUUUACGAUAAUUAAUUCAAGAGAACCUACCGAUUCGACCUUCGUGCUCCGAAAUCAUCGCAAUAAAGACGGUUACGCUAGUCUUAUAAAAGAAUUCGCCAUGGAGGCGGGAUCAUCCAAGAUGAAGAAAGAGGAGAAACAGAAAAGGAAGCUCGGUUUUCGACGUCUUUUACCAGCCAUCUUUUCGCCAAAGGAUUCUCGAAAAGAUUACAAGAAAAAGGAGCAGAAGGAACGAAGACGAUACGACGAACGGCAUUUUGCUCGUUAUCAGCAAAAUGGAAAUUACACGAGAUCGCCGGACACGAUGAAUCUAAACGAAGAUAUCAAGAGAAACGUCAAACUGGAUAACAGCCUGAACGGCUCCAUCAUCGAUGAGAGGUUGGACGAGAUCAAACGCGAGUUGUUUCCCGAGCAAGGACCAAUUACUAGCACGCCGGAUCACUUUUUGCAAACGGAUGAUACGCGACUUCUUUGUGAUAGAACCAAAAGUCAGAGAUCGUAUACUACCGAUUCCAGUCUCAGCUCGAUCGCGCCGGACGAGAGAUGGACAGAGCGUGGCGGACAAUAUGUUAUCUCGCCCGACAUCAGAAAGUACGAGCAGAGGCAGAAACGCGAGGAGCACGACAGCCGACGAUGUAAUUAUUUGGAACGCAAGCACAGUUUACAAGAGUCGAAUCAUGGCAAUCGUAAUUAUUUCUUCCAGAGAAAUCACGGACCCUCCGGUCGAAUUUCGGCGCCGCCGGGUGAACGAUAUUUAGUUCGACCUCGAGCCAUUCAUCUCGUCGACAGACCGCUCCCUGAGAUCCCGCAGUCGCGAUUAGAGUUGUCAAACUAUGAAAAUUAUCAGGACGACAUUAACCAACUAUGCGACGAUUUCAGUGGCAUGGAUGUUGUCGAUAACAAAAAUUACCAGAAUCAAUCCGGACUUUAUCAGAAUGAUGGCAAUCUCGAGACGGGCUUAAUCAACACCCCGCAAUCAGUUCCCGCGCAAGUCAAGAUUACUCGGCAACCAAUCGUAAAUCAGAUUCAGAGAGCGCCCUUAAUCGGAAGAACUACAAAGUAUCCAUCGUCUGGGUCCAGCCAAAAGUCCGGCGAUUAUGCCGAUUCGAGUUGCACACCUAAUUCGAGUCAAAAGAGCGAGUUUUCUCCUUCCAGCUCGAAAAGCGGCGAGUAUUAUCUGAACUCGCCUCGCAGUAGUACCCGAACUUCUCCUACCGAACGAUCGAUCUUCGAAGAUGGGCGAGAAAAAAUCUAUGAGAACGAAGCUCAAGCAGCGACUUGUCAAUCGUCGAUUAAUUACGUUGAGGAACACGUUUACGACGAAACUCCAUCGUCACCAUGUCGUGAGAAACAUUUUUCAAGCGCGAAACCAUCGGAUCAUACGGCAGACAAUUCGCCGGAGAAGAAGGAUAAUCUAAUCUGCGAACCAAAGUGUUUAUCGCAUCGACAAUCUCCUUUAAAAAAUACCUCUUUCCAAUAUUCUUGCGAAGAUAACGAAAAUGUGCAAACGGAAUCAAAACGAGAGAUUGAAAAAUCACGCGAAGAUUGCUUAAAAAACCACGAAAUAGAAUUUGAUGUAAAUCCGAAGAACGAUUCACCGGCGGCCAGCCAAGCUGAGAAAACAUCCAUUCGAAACGUAUCGCCGUCGAAACACGGAAUGACAACAACGAUGUCCCCGUCAGUGGGAUCCCGAGCCAGAAGAUCACAACCAAAUGAUCAAAUCUUGAUAGCCUCGCCCAAGAGAGAAACCAUCUGUCAGUCUCGAGUUUCUCGACCAUCUAACGAGAUGAGACUCCGCGGCGCGGAAUCGCCCAUUCCCAUGGCAGAUUCGCGCGAGGGCAUUUCUGGCAUCGUUCCAAUUGAAGUGCGACAUCAAUACGGUAGCCAGAAUUCUUCCGCUACGGGAAUGAAAAGAUCUACCGAGCAAAAGACUAUACCGUCUUCCGGCUUCGCGAAAGGCAUCUCGCGUCCCGAGCCAAUUUAUGGACACCGUAGACAACAGACUUUUCAUAGGAGCGACGUUACGACCUUGGAGACGAAAGAAGAUGGACGCGAGAACGAUCAAUUGCCAUCUAGUUCGUACAGCUCGACCGAAUCAUGCCGCGACGUUGAGAGAGCGACGCGAGUUGAAAAUCAGAGUUCUCCACCGCAACGUUUACAGUCGUCGGAAGCUAAGCAAGUAUCCGAUGAAUCUGGAAGAAGAGCGGAUCGAUCUCCCGUACGUGAAUCGACGGGAGACUUUUGUCAGCAAGGACAACACGACGCCAGUCAACAACGUACUUUAUUCGCGACGAAUCAACAAUCGUCGCCGACGGCGAACCAAGAUAAAAUAUACACGAGUGCAAAUUCGCUUCAGCAUGAAUCGAUCUACGAGCAACGUCCACGACAGUAUCAGGCACGACAAGAGCCUUUACACGCUCAACGAAUCGCCGAUCCAACGUACGGUCAACAGAGUCCUUCGACAUAUAUGCUAUUGUCGCCCUCGAAACGGGAGACUAGGCAGCACCUGGAAGCAUUUUAUUGGCAGCAAAAGGCGUUGGAAGCGCAUCGGAAGUCGGCCGUUUCGUCGGCAAAUUCCGGUCCAAGACAGAUCGCGCCGAAAAUUGAUUUGCCGGAAAUGAGAGAAGCGAUGUAUUGGCAACAGCUGAAGAAAUUGGACGAGGAGCAGCAGCGACGAAUCUACGAACGAAACGCGAUGGAAGACAGACUCUACGAAACCUACAAGACGAGAACGAAAAGUCCCGUGGCGACUUUGUUGUUGCCUAAUGCGAAUCCGACAUUUCAUUCUAAGGGUGUGACGGUACCGGGUCUCGUCGUUCACGGGGACCGACCGUACUGGAGCAACGCGCAGCAACGUCUCAAGACGAGCCCGACCGGAAAGUUACCGUUGAUGCAGACUCAGAAGGGCCAGAAUCAGCCGGUGCUGAUUGUUCGACCGCAGCAAGCGCUACGGGAUCGUCAGGAGAUGUCGAUGAAAGCGAUGAAUCCGCGGGAUCCCGCGGGAUACGAUGCGCAACGAUCCAAGAGCGCUUCCCCGCACUUUCACAGAGGCGAUAUCGAGCGUGCCAGUUUCAACGUGACAUGCAGAAGACCGGCCGCGAACGAAACAACCGGCGUCUCGGGGUCCCCGAGGAAACCGGAAGCUAGCGAGAUUCACGAGGAAGACAGCAACGACGGCAACGAAGACAAACCUCGUCCGCCACAUCCGAUAUUUAAGAGGGGAAGCCUCAUAGGAGGAGACUCGGUCGAAUACGGUAGUGCGGGACCCAAGAGAGUCAGCUUCUCCAAUCAACCGAAGAUCGGACCGGAAUUAGCGACGGGCAGCUGGCCAACCAAGCAUGGCACGGCACCCGAACCGCCUACCAGGCGACACAAGAGCGAAAACAGCGCCUCGGAUACGGAUUCGGGAUAUUUGCAUCAAGAUCGACGCGACGCGAAUCAGGAUGUCGCUUUGUACGGUACUCGGGCAGCGGAUCCAACUUGUCGCCCGCAACGAGACGUCGGCUACGACGCUAACAGGCCUCUGCCUCCUCCGCCCAAGGAUCCUUUCGUAAUCUCUCGCCGUGAAAACAGCGUUAAGCAUUACGUCUGCAACGAGAUCCGAUGGAACAGCGAGGAACGCAGCUGUCAACGACCACGGCAGGAGGAAGAGUGGAAUCCAGAUGGCAAGGGUCGACAGUCCAAUGAUACCGGUGGAUCCGUCAGGGGGGAGGUUGACUCCGGUUCGAACGAACUCACACCUGGCAGACGGGCAGGCAGUGGUGGCGGUGGUGGCAGCGUCGGCAGUGGCGUCUUGGGGGUCGGCGGUGCCGGGGGUGGCUCGGGGAGCCGGGGCUCCUCCGGUGGUGGCCGCUCGAGGGACGAGCCUAGAAGGCACACCCUCGGCGGCGAUCAUCAACCGUCCCUUCAUCAUCAGCAAUUCAACGCGGCGCAGCAACUGCACCCCCUACACCCGCAUCAUUUGCCGCCACCACACGGCCAAUACGGCACCCCGCCAUCACGGCACACCACCAUGGAUCUCGAGAUGGGGACCAAGUCUCGCCAGAGAAAGUCGCCUCUUCCGCGCGGGUAUCCGCCCCCAUCUUCGACGAUGCUCUUCGAUGACGACCCGGGCAUUAUGUCCGAGGUGGAAACCUCUAGCACAGGAUUUCGACGAGGUGGCAAGCAAAGGAGCAGCUUGCCUGUUGUACGAACGCCCAGCAAGACUUUGGAGCGACCACUAGGCGGUUCCCUAGGACUGGUGUUCCUACAGUACAGGAACGAGACGAAGAGGGCAUUGCUACCGAACGAGAUCACCAGUAUAGACACGGUCAAGGCCCUUUUUGUUAGAAGCUUUCCAAAACAACUCACUAUGGAAUACCUAGACAGUCCCCACGUAAAGGUUUAUAUACACGACAGCAACAAGGAUAUGUUCUACGAACUCGAAGAUCUAAGAUCGCAUCUGAGAGACAUCAGGGAUCGCAGCGUUUUGAGACUUUUCGAGAGCGCCGACGGAGUGACAGGAAUGCCGGGACCCUUGGGAGUACCAGGAGGUGGCGGCGGUUUACCGCCCCAUUGGGAAGAUCAGAGCUACUUCAGCGAACCAGAAUUCGACAGCGAAUAUCAGCAUCAGCACAUUCACAAGAGCAAGACAGCCAAGAAUUCGACGUCCGGCAGCGGAUAUUACGUGGGCGGAAGCAGCACCCUGCCGCGCGGUGGAUCGCUCUUAAGAGCGUACAGCCCGGCGGCAUCGAGCGUCGUCGGAGGACCGAGCGCGACGCCGACGCAGCCCAAGACUCUUACCACACCAGGUGGUGGCGGGGUGCCGCCGGCCAAGCCGCUUCGCAGCUACCAGUGUGGUAAGAGUCCCCUUGGAAGCCUCGGGGGCUCGGCGCGCUUCUCUAGAGACAGCUCGGUCUCCCUCUAUAGUAUACCAGAUCGACUACACGGAGAAAGUGGAUACAUGAGCAGCCCUGAGCGCGGUGGUGGCGUCGGUUCCGGAAGCGGAAGAUAUCCACCCGGGCCUUACAGCGCCGGUAGCAGUUACGAAGAUCCGUAUUAUUCGCAAUACUCGGGCACCGUUACUCCUGUUAUCGACGAAGAAGCCAGCGAUACGGAGCUGUUGGAGGAAUCGUACAGUCUUUACGGCGUGAAACCACCGGGGCGUCCGCCGUCUGGUCCCCCGCGGUCCCCGUUCCCUACGGGGGCGGCACCCCCCCUGCCACCCGGCGGACAGGCCUACGACGCUACUCGGAUAAGAGUGGAGCACAUGGAAAGACAGUUGGCCAAUCUAACCGGGCUCGUGCAGAAAGCUUUGACACAUGCUCCACAUACGAGCCCUUCGCCACGAGAGUACUUGCAAGUCCCGCCAGGACGAGAUCCUUACGCGAGAGCCGCAGGCGCCGGGGAUGAGUUCGACAAACAUUCUAGCUCCAGCUCUGCCUCACUGCCAGUGUCUCAACCUGCCGUUACAGAUGACUCGUACUUAAGGACUGACGUUAAACCGCCAAAAUUAGGCAAAGACAAGUCGGUGUCGUUUGAAAAGUCAGUGUCCUUCAGUGACGAGCCACCAGACAUGAACUCCCCCAAACAACACUCCCCGCAACAUGCAGCGGACACAAAACCUACGAAACCGGCUAUCAAAUCCUCCACGUUGCCGAGGAUGUCGUCGCAAGAGAGGGACAGGCACAAGCCGACUCCACCGCCGAAACCAGCCGCCCUGGUGGCUGGCCAAUACGUGUAUCGGGACCUGGCACUCACGCCAGAGAUGUACAAUCAAUUGCGAGGUCUGCAGAAGAAGGCGAAGGAUCUCAGACAGGAAGUGAGGAACCUUAGACGCAUGUCGCAGGCACAGGCCCAUACAGUGCGCGAAACCAUCAGGGACACAUUCAUCACGAUUAGGGCUAUGCUAUUGUCAGGAGGGGAUGCGGCCUGGACAGCUGGGGAUACAGAAAAGAUUCGACUGAGCCGCGAGGAAGACCUCUACAAGCAAGAAAUGAUAAGGCUGGAAAAAGAUCUCACCGAGCUGGAGAGCACCGUGGAGGAGCUUCGCGGUAAUGUGAUCAAUAGAAAGACGCGUGUCAAUAUGUCGGAUGUGGAGAACAUGGCUUUGAUAUUGAGUAAAUCCAGCAAAACUGUUGCUGAUCUGAAGGUACGUUUCCCAAGUCUGCAGGAGGGUAUGAAGGGUCUGCUUAGUUCCGAAAUGGAGAAAGUGGUACGCGAGGAGAAAUUCCUCAAGGAAGAACCUGAACGAUUAGAGUCCGCGUUGAGACGUUGCAAGAAACUCACUGGCACAUUGGUGACGCUCAAACGCUUGGCGUCGGUGCAAGAGCAGCGAUUACCAAACGCAGCGAGCGUAGAUGCCGAGGAAACACCGCCAAUAACGCCGACAACGGCACAGCAUUCCAAGGCAGCUGCCCCUGUGCCAGCGGAACGCACUGUCGUGGGGUCAGCGAGCGUCCUCGGGGGAGGGAGCCACCCUCACGAGUCACCCGCCGACCCUCAGCAGCGUCCGGAGAACGCACUCGACGCUCUGCUAGAUGAACUGCAGACCUUCUCGCGACCUGGCUCCCAAAUGGGCCACGUGUCUAGCAGUCUGUCGGUGCACCCGGGUCCGAACGUGCUCCUGGCCGACAUCGGCCGCGCUUCCAGCCUACGAGAAUCGAGUGUCACGGCAACCACCGGCGGCGGCGGCGGCGGUACCCGCGCGCCCAGUAUCAGCGACAUCGGUCGAAAGGGCAGCGUGGACUCGUCGAGCGGUACCCUGACCGCGGUGCCCGCCUCCGCCGUCAUGGUGGGUCUGCCCGGGAUGGCGCCGGGUGCCAGCGGCACUCUGCGUCGCCUACAUUCGUAUCCGUCGAGCUCGGACACCGACACUUCGCCGCCCAUCGCCAGGCUACAGGCGUUGUCGCUGCAGGAGCAACAACCAUCGCAGCAGCAGCCCGCAGGAGUACCGAUACUGCCGCAGGCUUUCCUACCCGGACAGAAGCCGCCGGUUCCGGAGCGAAACGUCGAGCUACUGCAGCUGGCGAGCGCUAGGAGAGUACCGCCGCCACCGCCGCCACGCACUAGCUCCCGAUCACCUCUGGCGAGUCCGACCAGCCCCCAACUGCCACCCAGGAAUCAUCCGUGCAGUCUGCAGAGCGGCAACGCGACUUUACGUCGACCGGCAACGCGCGGCGGCAAGCCGCCCAUGGCCCUACCGCCGGACACUACCGCGACGAUUCUGUCCACGACGGAACAGGUCGGCGGGGACCGGUCGGCGCCGUCGAGCGUCGCUGCUCCGAUACACAAUUCGUCGUCCUCGCAAUCCUCCGCGGUGCUGUCGACCAGCAACUCGAGCUCCUGCGAGAGCGUCAACUCGCAGGAAGGUCUCCAGAGCAAGCGCGGCAGGCAGGAGCAAUUGGAGCAACGGCAUCAGGAACUCCUGAGGAAACAGAAAGCCCUGCAAGAACAGUACGCCAGGUUGCAACAGCUACAAAGAAACGCGGCCGGUCUCACCACUGUACCUCCGGCGCCACCCGAUCUCCUCAAGAAAACCGGCUCCGAAAGCAAUCUCCUGGCAAAGAUGGGUCUCGGUUUAAGCGCCGCGAGUUCUGGAUCCCUCACCAGUCUCAGUAUCAAGCCGCAGAUGGUGUCGCAAGAGACUAUCAGCAACGGCCAAAAUCAAACGACCAAGAUAGAGAUCACCAAUGGACAGAUACUCCCGAUGACCUCCGCGGCAACGACGACGACUACGACGACGACCGGCAAUCAGAUCGUCCCUGUUAGCGUCGCCACCUCCAUGACGGUGGUAUCGGCUUCGACAACCACCGGCUCGGCCACAACUGUCACCACAACGUCCACUACGACUACCAGCAAGGUUUAUGAAACGGACAUUCUGUGACCGAGAAGCCGCUCGAUGAUCGGUUGCUCGACUGUCAAAAUCGCCGCUGAAAUCGCACUGGCGAGUAGUUAACACAGCCGGCGAGAUUGCGAGGCCACUAGAUCGCGUGGUCCUUGAUCUCUUUAAAAAGUUGCAGUCAAAUGAGAGGAACGGAAAAAGCAGGAAGAACGAACGAGAAUAGACUGGAUGAAGAAUAUAAUGGAAGGAAAACAAGAAUUGGUAGAAUGAAGUAGAUCAAGUGGAAGGCUGACAAAGAGACGCGGACGAAAAGACAAGAGAGAAGAACACAGAGAAGAGAUAAGAAGAUUAUUUCUACAAUCUUCGCCAUUUACGCGUAACAUCUAACUUGCGAAAGUAGAAUAAAGCGUAGAAACUUAGCGCGGGACCCGCGUAAGAACAUAAUAUCGCACUAAUUACUAUGGCUAACGAUAGCAUUAAUAAUUGUAAAACGAUGCGCGAGGAAAAUCUCGAUAUACGCGGACACGUAAACGGAACGAUCAACAUUUUUGAAAAAGAGAAGAGAAUACGCAGCGUUCACUGGGGUUCAUUGAAUUUUGCACUUUUACACGAGCAUAUUCAAUGCGCCCAGCUAGAUAGAUGGGUCAUAAUCCGAGUGCUCCAUCGCACUAUCGUCGGACGCGUCGUCUUGCUCUCUCUCUCUCUCUCUCUCUCGCUUGGUCUCUUGAGAUCUUUCCCUUCGAAUCUCAAAAUUGAUCCUUGUAUACACCUCGUACAUAUCCGGCAUGCUCUUCGUAACACGUUUCUGUGCCAAAAUACGAGAAGAACGCGAUAUGUACUUGCGUACUUUUUUUAAGAUUAUACACAGCCGUCACCCAUAAUUAGCCGGCUCUUCGUUCUUUCUUCAUCGUAGUAGGGCGAGCGUAAAACACCGUCAAGAUUCUACGUAGGCGAAUCAUCAUAUAAAUAUUAUACAUAAUAUACAAAUACGUAUAUAUUAUACAUAUAAAUAUAUACAUACUAUAUGUACGCGUGCGGACGGGGAGAUUUAUAUAAAUAUAUACACCUAAGUGGAAAAAAAUAGAUAAAUAGUAUAUGUAUACACGAGAUAUACUGUGCGAUCUUCUCUCAUGCACAUGUGCGCAUAUACAACACAUACGUAUACAUUCACACGUUGUUAAUGCCAAAACGAAACGGCGACGACGAUGUCGGCGAAAUCACGCGCCUUUCGUACACGAUGACGACGGUCCUAACGUGACUUUUAUCGUGCUUAGAAUAAUUGCUACCGUACGUGUGUGUAUACACGUAUAUAUACACACACAUCCAGCCGCAUUUACACAUAUAUAAAUACACAUAUACAGGAUGCGUAGCGAUAUAGGCGAUCGACGUUGAUUAUUCCUCGUUACCGGCAAGGUAUUUACGGGUGGCGCUUCAAUUACGCGAGAAAAAUAUUCCGAGGGUAUACAAGGAGUCUGCGAAGGGACGUCUCACAAAACGUACAAGACACGGUUGACAGAAAACUUGAGAGAUCCAGAAAACAGCAGUCGGAUGCAAAUGCGAGUAUAUAGAAGUUUAAACGUCAGUUUACCGUGUAAUCCAUGUAACAUCUGCUAACAAGACGCAGAAUAUUGAAAAAGAAUAUUUGCAUAAUCCCUCUCGCGGUUGAGUUGUAUCAACGAUAUAUAUAUUUCUAAAUUAAUUCUAAAUUAAUUCUAUUACAAAUACUAUAUUUUCGUUAAGAGUAUAUCUUAUUAUUUAUAAUACGCAGGAUUUAGAUUUUAUAUAAUCAUUAGUAAAAGCGAGAUUUAAUAAACGUUUCUUGUUUCGGAAACGGAAUUAAAAAAGAACAAAAAGUAUCAAUUUAUGGAUAAUUCAUAGGAUUCAUAG